Grus americana (Whooping crane) is the source of this 1428-nucleotide messenger RNA. It is a transcript of the gene GPR142, whose product is annotated as G protein-coupled receptor 142. Gene Ontology annotation, molecular function: G protein-coupled receptor activity. The transcript has 2 exons. Bases 394 to 1398 code for a protein of 334 amino acids. Gene Ontology annotation, biological process: G protein-coupled receptor signaling pathway. The record is from RefSeq and is a predicted model, not a curated record. Gene Ontology annotation, cellular component: membrane. NCBI's taxonomy places the organism in Eukaryota, Metazoa, Chordata, Aves, Gruiformes, Gruidae.
CCGGGAGCCAGGGCCUCGCCCCCCCGGGCAGGCACCGAAGAACACGGUGUUUUAAUCCGAUUUUCUUCAUGGCAAUAAACAGAGCCGGGGGGAUAAACAAGGAGCAUCUCCAGUAGUGGGGCCACCCUCUGCUGCGGGGUCCGGGACCGUCACCCCGGUGUGCCCACGGGGGCUGGAUCCCGGGUCCCUUGUCCUGCAGCAUCCACGGGCAGCCGGCAGCUCCAAAACGUGCCAUGGCAGGCGGACACGGCGGCAGACCUGGGGCAACUGCACCCGUGGAAGCCAACCCGCUGGUGCCAUGGUCCGGCUGAGCCCCCGCCCGGGUGCCACCCGGGGCCCUCGGUCCCCUGACGCUCCCUGUCUGCCCUCGCAGCCGGUUCCUGGCGGAGGGCGAUGGUCCCGGUGCCCAACAGCACGGCGGUGGCGUGGGCCGGUGAGGCGGCACGGCCGGAGCUGGAGCGGUCACCCUGCAUGGUCGGCAUCUUCCCCGUCGUGUAUUACAGCGUCCUGCUGGGGCUGGGGCUGCCAGUGAACGUCCUCACUGCCGUGGCCCUGUCCCGCCUGGCCACGAGGACCAAGAAGUCAUCAUACUGGUACCUGCUGGCCCUGACCACCUCCGACAUCCUCACCCAGGUCUUCAUCAUCUUUGUGGGCUUCAUCCUGCAGACAGCCAUCCUGGCCCGGGCAGUGCCCAGCGCCUUCAUCCACACCGUCAAUGUGCUGGAGUUCACGGCCAACCACGCCUCCAUCUGGGUCACCGUCCUGCUGACCGUGGACCGCUACGUGGCCCUCUGCCACCCACUGCGGUACCGCACCGUCUCCUACCCACAGCGCACCCGCAAGAUCAUCGCAGCCGUCUUCGCCGUGGCUCUGGCCACGGGCAUCCCCUUCUACUGGUGGCUGGACGUGUGGCGUGACGCUGACCCCCCCACCGCCCUGGACACGGUGCUCAAGUGGGUGCACUGCAUCACCAUCUACUUCUUGCCCUGCAGCAUCUUCCUGGCCACCAACUCCAUCAUCAUCUGCAAGCUGAAGCGGUGGAGGCACUUGGGGGGCGGGCAACCCCGCCUGAGCAAGACCACGGCCCUUCUCCUGGCCGUGACCACCGUCUUCAUCGUGCUCUGGGCUCCCCGGACCAUCGUCAUGAUCUGCCACCUCUACGUGGCCUCGGUGAAGAGGGACUGGCGCGUGCACCUGGCCUUGGACAUCGCCAACAUGGUGGCCAUGCUCAACACCACCUUCAACUUCUUCCUCUACUGCUUCGUCAGCCAGACCUUCCGCCGCACAGUGGGCGAGGUGCUGAGAGCCCACCUCCGGCAUGGCCCCCGGCCCAGCAGCGGCCGCUUCCCACCCCCAGCCCUGAAACCCCUGGAGCUGCUGGCCAGCACGGCCCUCUGAGCCAGGGCUGCUGCCAGCCAGCGCGGCACU